GUGACGUAAAUAACAAUGGGCGUGGCUUCCUGGUGCAUUUGUAUUCCUGCCUCCGUGCAGCUCAAUGCGGAAGACAAACAGGGAACAAGAUUUCUGAUAAACUGAGAUACCAGACGUGAAGAAAGUUUCCAAGGAGUUUGAUUGAGCCCUGAAGUGUUUGACUUGUCAAGUCAAAAAUCCUAACCAUGUGGCCAAAUCAAGGUCCUGCCCCUCCAAUUGGCCAACCAAACCCUGCCUACCCUCCUGGCUACAACCCUGCAUAUCAUGUUGCACCUCCAUCAGGACUCUUCCCCCAACCUCCACAUGGGCAAUACCCGGCUGGGCAAUACCCGGCGGGGCAAUACCCCGCUGGACAACACCCCUCUGGGCAAUACCCUGCUGGGCAAUACCCCACUGGCAUGAACCCAGCCAUGGGACCACAUGUUCCUCCAGGGGCCAUGCCUUAUAGUGCUUCGGGACCUCAUCCUUAUCCUAUGGCUCCAGGUGGAUAUCCACUAGUCCCUUCUGCCGGUGCUCACCCAGGUCCAUACCCACACUCUCCAAAAGGGUGUCACCAAAAAGGCCAUAAAGACUACAAGGGCCAUAAAGACCACAAGGGCCACAAAGGGCACCACAAAGAUCAUCAUCAUGGAGGGUUAAAUCCCAUGGCUGGUGCAUGCGCCGGAGGAUUGGCUGGAAUAGGAAUGGGGUUGGUUGGACAUAAAGCCCACAAAAAGAUGAAAAAGGUGAAAAAGAUGAAAGCGCACAAGGGAAACAAACAUGGCAAGUCCUCCAGCAGCAGUAGCAGCAGCAGCAGCAGCAGCAGCAGCAGCAGUGACUGAGACGAAGGCCACCAGGCUUUUUCAGAAAUGUUGCAUUACAAAAGUGCAACCUUACUAAUAAAAAUAAACACACUAAAGUCAUACUUAUCACUUUAAACCGGACAUAAGAAUUGAAAAUUAAAUUAAAUAAAGGUAGAAAAAACGUUUCUAUCAUAUCUCGCUAGAAAUGCAUGCAUACGGUGCUGUAAACAUUUUCACAGCAUUUUGCUGUUUGCAUUCCAUCAUGUCUGCAGUUUGUUGUGUUUUUGAAAAAUGUUCACCUUCAAGUACAUUAGUGUCCAAACCUAUUGAAAUUAUUUGAAGAGGGGCUGCAGCAUUGAUUUAUGAGAAUAUCUAAUAUUGUGAUUUAGUAAAAGAAAAUAUGUAUAUUUUGCUUUUUAACCUUGAGAUGAAGAAUGCUACAGAUAUUGAGUGUCUUUAUUUAGGCCAACUUUAUGCUAAAUUGUGUUCACUGCUACACAUGACUGCAUUAUUCAGCAUUGCUUUGUAUUUGCAUUAAUUCUUAUUACAUAUAGAGGGUCUUAAAUUAAACAUUUAAGAAAUAAAUAAAAAGACUAACACAAUU
Cyclopterus lumpus (lumpfish) is the source of this 1386-nucleotide messenger RNA. It is a transcript of the gene prr13, whose product is annotated as proline rich 13. The coding region runs from base 186 to 821 and encodes 211 amino acids. NCBI's taxonomy places the organism in Eukaryota, Metazoa, Chordata, Actinopteri, Perciformes, Cyclopteridae. The transcript has 4 exons. The record is from RefSeq and is a predicted model, not a curated record.